UCUUUCUAGAUAAAAUUUGAUGCUGGGACCCUCCUUCUUAGUACACAUCGACUAAUUUGGAGAGAUCAGAAAAAUCAUGAAUGCUGCAUGGCUGUUCCUCUUUCCCAAAUUGUGUUCAUUGAAGAACAGGCAGCUGGAAUUGGGAAAAGUGCUAAAAUAGUGGUUCAUCUUCACCCAGCUCCUCCUAACAAAGAGCUUGGUCCAUUCCAGAGUAGUAAGAACUCCUACAUCAAACUCUCCUUCAAAGAACAUGGCCAGAUUGAGUUUUAUAGGCGUUUAUCAGAGGAAAUGACGCAGAGAAGAUGGGAGAAUAUGCCAGUUUCCCAGUCAUUCCAAACAAAUAGAGGACCCCAGCCAGGAAGAAUAAGGGCUGUAGGAAUUGUAGGUAUUGAAAGGAAACUAGAAGAAAAAAGAAAAGAAACUGACAAAAACAUUUCUGAGGCCUUUGAAGACCUCAGCAAGCUAAUGGUCAAGGCUAAAGAAAUGGUGGAGUUAUCAAAAUUAAUUGCUAAUAAGAUUAAAGACAAGCAAGGUGACAUCACAGAAGAUGAGACCAUCAGGUUUAAAUCCUAUUUGCUGAGCAUGGGAAUAGCUAACCCAGUCACCAGGGAAACCUACGGCUCAGGCACACAGUACCACAUGCAGCUGGCUAAACAGUUAGCUGGAAUAUUGCAGACACCUUUAGAGGAACGAGGAGGUAUAAUGUCACUCACGGAGGUGUACUGUUUAGUAAACCGAGCUCGAGGAAUGGAAUUGCUCUCACCAGAAGAUUUAGUGAAUGCAUGCAAGAUGCUGGAAGCCCUGAAAUUACCUCUCAGGCUCCGAGUUUUUGACAGUGGCGUCAUGGUCAUUGAGCUCCAGUCCCACAAGGAAGAGGAAAUGGUGGCCUCAGCCUUGGAGACAGUUUCAGAAAAGGGAUCCCUAACAUCAGAAGAGUUUGCCAAGCUGGUGGGAAUGUCUGUCCUCCUGGCUAAAGAAAGGUUGCUUCUUGCAGAGAAGAUGGGCCAUCUUUGCCGAGACGACUCAGUGGAAGGCUUGCGGUUUUACCCAAAUUUAUUUAUGUCACAGAGCUAAAGGUUUUUUGUAUUUGAAAUUCCUCUUAUCCAUAUACUUGCAUUAUGGAGAAGUUGUAUGAUAUUGAGCUAAGAGUAAACUCUGAUAAACUGAAUUCACUGGAACGUUGCAGUAUAAUAUAACACUCUUUUAAUUUCUUCCUAAUGUUAUGGGGUAGGAAAUUGAUUUAGGACAAAUGUAGGAACAUACAGAAAAACGAAUGCCAAUGUGAAUUUGAAAUCAUGCUACAGUUGAUUCUGUCCUCAUAGUUUAACUUGAAAUAUGGUGGAUUUUAACUUGAUCAUCAAAUCUAACCAUUUUAAGAAAGGAAUUUAGUUCAUGGGGGAAGGAAAAGAGGAGUUGCAUAUUUAAACAAGUUAGGUCAUUAUUUUUGUGUGACUAAAAAUUCAC
This is a messenger RNA of Molossus molossus (Pallas's mastiff bat), 1464 nucleotides long. RefSeq names its product vacuolar protein sorting 36 homolog (gene VPS36). Bases 88 to 1074 code for a protein of 328 amino acids. The transcript is spliced from 13 exons. Gene Ontology annotation, molecular function: phosphatidylinositol-3-phosphate binding; ubiquitin binding. Gene Ontology annotation, cellular component: late endosome membrane; ESCRT II complex. Gene Ontology annotation, biological process: protein transport to vacuole involved in ubiquitin-dependent protein catabolic process via the multivesicular body sorting pathway. The record is from RefSeq and is a predicted model, not a curated record. Lineage: Eukaryota; Metazoa; Chordata; Mammalia; Chiroptera; Molossidae.